This is a messenger RNA of Xiphophorus hellerii (green swordtail), 11890 nucleotides long. RefSeq names its product WAS/WASL-interacting protein family member 3-like. The coding region runs from base 7331 to 8770 and encodes 479 amino acids. The record is from RefSeq and is a predicted model, not a curated record. The transcript is spliced from 5 exons. Gene Ontology annotation, molecular function: metal ion binding. NCBI's taxonomy places the organism in Eukaryota, Metazoa, Chordata, Actinopteri, Cyprinodontiformes, Poeciliidae.
AAAAACACCACCAAGCUGUUUUGUGUGUUAAUGGUUUUUGGUGUCUAGAAAAUGAGCCGUUUAAAAAAACCUCACGAUUGUUAAGUCAGAAAAUGGAACUGUGUGGUUACCUAGGAACCCCAGCUGAGCCGGGCCGUUCCCUAGCAACCGAAGUGGUGCUCCAGGACGUUUGGUCAGCUGGUUUUACCUCUGUAAAACCUCUGAUUUUGUUAAAAAAAAAUUAUUUACAUGUUUUGUAAAGCCUGUAGACAUACAGGCUCAACGAAGCAUAAUCGGUCACCUCCAAGAAAGAUAAUCGGAAUGAACAAAACGUAAACAGUCACUGAAAUAAAUGAACGUUUCAGUAACUAUCCUGAAUAAAGACCAGCUAACGAGAGUCCGACUUUAGAGUCAGAGGUAUAUUUCUGGCCUCACACACAGAUGGUUUCUGUCACCGAUCUUCCUCUGUCUGGCCCGGUCAGCACAGAUGGUCCGGUCGUGAUUACUCCAACAGGUCUAACGAGGAUUUAGCACCUUAGCUGUGACGGUACGAGACAGAGCACAGAUGGAGGAUCAGUCGCCGUCGAGAUGCAAGUCAGGAGUUUUCUGGCUUGAGUUUGUUUACUGAAGAGCUUAGACUGGAAAACUGAUCCUGACCAGAGACUAUGUCUUGUUUGGGUUCCGGUUGACCGCCAACAGCACCUGGUUUUACAUCCAGUCCUUUCAGAGAUUUUAUUUAAUUGAUCACACUAACUAUUUUUAUCAAUUUUCAAUGAGUCAGUUUCUCCAGGACUGAUUUCCCCUGAAUUAUAUUUAAAUUUAUACUUGACAUGGCAAGAAAAGGAGUUGGUUACACAAUGAAAACAUUGUUUGUUGGGCCAGUUUUGACCAACUUUCUAGAUGCCAACAAAUGAGUCACAAAUGUUUGACAAAGAGAAACUAACUAGGUUUGCUUGGGGUUAAUCAGUGCUUCAUCAUGUUUGGCAGAGGAAAGAAGAAAAAAAAUUAGAAACAAUUUCAUAAAGUUUGGUUUCUUUCACAACAUCUGUUGUUUUAAGAAUCCUUGAAAUCUUGUGUGAGUUUUGGUAUAAUUACUCAUUUCAGGACUUAGUUUUAAACUUUGUCAUGGUAGAGAGACAUCACUGAAGAUCUUAAACUCAGCAUCUGUGCUUAGAAUGAACUUUAAUGAAGAUUAAAGUUGAUGAAAGUGUGUUUUUGUUGCUUUUUGUUUAUAAUGAAAUAUUAGAUGCUACUAGACCCCUGCAUGUCUGACAUAAGCCAUCCCUUAUUCUCUCUGCUGUGUUUUAGCUUUAGGUUAAAUCUCCCUCCCACCAGGCUAAAGCCCCGCCCACUUGAUAUAAACCACACCCAUCUAUUUCCAGUGUGUUUUAGCUUGAGCGUUAGCUCACUUGAUACAUUCUACAUCCCAUCUACUUGGUGUGUUUUGGCUAUAGCAUUAGCACAAAAGCCCAGCCCACUUGAUAAAAGUCACACCUCAUCUAUUUCUGCUGUGUUUUAGCGUUAGCACAAAAGCUCCGCCCACUUGAUGGUAGCCAAGCCUCAUCUAUUUCCAGUGUUUUUUAGCUUUAGCGUUAGCUCACUUGAUACAUGCUACAUCCAAUCUACUUCUGGUGUGUUUUGGCUCUAGUAUUAGCACAAAAGCUCUGCCCACUUAAAACAGGCUACAUCCCAAAUAUUUCUACUGUGUUUUAGCUUUAGCACAAAAGCUCCGCCUACUUGAUAGAAGCCACGCCCUCUUUCUCUGCUUUCCUUAGCUUUAGCUGCGGUACGCCUCUCACCAGAUCAAUCCCAAAUCCCAGUUUUUGAGCUGUAAUGAUGCACAUUCUGUCACUUUUUCUGAUUUCUCAGUCGGAACACGGGUAAAUAAAUCUGACUUUGCCUCAGAGUUAAUUUUUACUCUAAUUCUGCAGAAUUAAAUGUGAAACGACAUUCUGAAUUAUGUAUCAGAAAAUAAAUAAGAGUAGAUUCAGAACCUGCACAGUUUUGCCAACCAAGAAGCUCUGUGUUUUAUGUAAAUAUUCCCCAAUACUGCCAAUUUAGAUAAUCUCUGAAACACACACACACACAAAGUAAUUUGUGUUGCAAAAAACUGUCAGGUCUUACAGGGAUUUGUUGAGGAAAAGCUACUUAGUGAUAAUUCCCGACAUUCCUGAGCGCACAGAUCCCCAGAAGCUUUGUGGGAAAAAACCCUGAUGUUGAAGUGAUAAAGAGGCAUUGUUUUAUCCAGCAUGGCUGGAGAAAAUCCACCUGCUGGGAUGAGACUGGUGAGGUGGUUAAACGGGCCAAAUGAGCAAUUAACAUCGAUGAAUAUGAGCAGAACAGAUAAAUCAUUGUGCGAGUUUGCAUUGUGCACAUGCAGCGUUUUGUGUGGGACUUUCAGGGCGUGUUUGUGCUGAGGUCGAGUUUUUCUCUGUUUUCUCUUCUUUGCCUCAGUUUCUUACAGCACCAGCAGGAAUGUGACGGAUUUUUUUUUUUAAAGGCGAUUAAUCUUCAAUAGUUCCAGCAGUCAAAUAUUUACAGGCUCUGCUGCUGGGGAACAUUUCCAUUUUAUUCUGAUAGCGCAGGAGGAGUGAAAUAACAUGUAAAUGUGAAGAAUCGUCUGAACUCUGAGUCCAGUUUAUUUUAGUUUAGGUAAUUUCAAUUCGAUUCAGUUCAGCUUAUUUAUUUUCAGUUUAACCUAACUAGUUGAGUUUAUUACAAUUCAGUUUGGUUUAAUUUUAUUUGGUUUAGCUGAAUUGGUUUCAGUUUGUUUUAGUUCUAAUUCAUCACAAAUAUCUCAUAACCAGCUGAUCUCUCAGUCAAGUUAUCUAGAAAAACCCAGUCACAAGACAAGUUCCUUACUUAUGCGCUGGAUGCUAAACUAGAGAUGUCGAUUAAUAGUUUAUUAGAUUAAAAUUUGUUUAAUUCUAUUGACUAAUAACGUUCAUUUAAACCUUCUUUUGCUUUAGCAACUCCCUGUUGUAGUUUGGCCUCCAUCAGGCAGAGGGCGAUGUUGAGCCGUACCAUCACAGGAAAGAGAAACGAUCCAAACAUGCAGUUUUGUUUUGAAAUUUAAACAGCUGCAUUGGUGAGAAGAGAAGAGCGAAUUCAAGCAAAAACUUACUGAUUAGCUACAAAAGCGAGGAUGUGAUGAUGACAGAAAAACGAAGUAAAUAACAAAAAUUUGUAACACGAAGCCAAUAAGCAUGUUUGAACCUACGUUUUAAUAAUGUGAGAAAAGCGCUAUUUUCUGCUUAUUCAGUCAGUAUUUAACACAGCUGAACCCCAAAAAUGUAAUAUAAAUAUAUAUAAAAUAAUAUUAACUCAUUAAUCGAUAACAUUGGUCAACAGCCAAAACACUGUCUGGGGGUUUUCAACUGUUUUAGGGUAAUUUCGACGUGCUGAAUCCAAGAAUCACAUUGGUUUUGCUCCAUCAGGUAAACUUUCUGAACUAUGGAGCAACAUGAGCAUCAAAAUGUGUGACUUGUUCUCACGUCUGAGAAUCUGGGAUCAAUGAGUGAUGAGCAGGAGGAGAGAUGAACACGUAAUGUUCAGUUUACAUGCACUUACCCUUAUUAGUGUUUAUUAUUCAAUUUACAGAAAUACAAGUUUGUAACAUUUAAUUAAUACACUCUGUUAGGAAACAAUUUUUUUUUCUCCUAAAACAUUUUCUGGAUGAGAAAUAUUUUGGGAAAUGAACUGAUAAUGUCACAAAAAUGUCAUGAGUUCAGUCAGAAGAUUGGUAAAUCAUAUUAGAAUAAAAAACUGAUUGAGAAAAACGGAUGUAUUUUUUGGAUUCAGCGGUGCAAAUUAGUCCUAAUUCAGUUGAAAAAAACCAGACAACUUCCAAAAAAUAUUUUUGUAACCCAGUGUAACUUUCAUCCUUAUUCUAAACUAAUACAACCCAGAUAAAGUCAUUGGUUUUCUUUCCUUCCUUUAAGACAAAAGUUAGAGACGAAGCUGAGAAUAUAAAUUCUUAAAAUCACUGCAGACCUAUUAAUCCUAUAUCAGUCGUCCUGCUGUAGAAGCAGUUACAUCCUGAUGGGUGCUCUGAACCAGUGCUUCUUUCUUUCCCAGUGAUGUGGUGGUAUUUUUCCCAGUUGGCCUCAUUCCCAACACAUUUGUGCUCCCUGUGCCAUCUGUCUCACUGCUUUAUGUGGCAGACAAUGGAGGGGGGGUGUCGCUCUUCAAAGAGUGGCUGUGCAGAGCUUCCCAUAACCUCCCCCCCUUCCCAAUCCUCUCUGUCCCAUCCACUGUGGGACGGCCGGGGUCAGAGGUCGAGCCUCAGAUUUUAUGGGGGCCCCACCUCAGCUGACGUCUGUUUUAUCAGUUCAGAUGCGGAGCGGUGAACUAACAGGACCAGAAACGCACAUAAACGGUGGUUAAACUGGGUUUUAUGGGGGGGUUGUCUCGUGAGGUCAGGGUGAAGGAGUGCAGCUUGAGAACGGCUAGAGAAAUAUCUUAAGGUGGAAAUCCUGCAAACUCAGUGGAGUUCCUGGAAAGAGUUCCAGUAAAACAACCUUUUAAUUUGUAGUAAGAGAUAACUGAGUCGUCUGCAAACACAAACAUCCGAGGGAUUUCCAAAUCACGUCAAGUUGAUUUGUAUAGAAACGUUGCAUGUUGUUUACAUCCGUAAAUUUCACACAUUCUCACGCUGAAGGCCAGAAAGACUUUUCUUUUACCUGCCAUCUGUAGCUGUGCUGCCAAAGAAGAAUAAUUCUGUCAGCAAAAUGAAACCUGAAUAUGUGGGUAUUAUUAAUUUAAUGCAGCAAAGGGAAAAUAACACAGAGAAACAACUCAAAACCACUCGUACACUUACUGUACAUACAGACCCAUUACCAUAGCAACUGACUGACAACAGCUCCACUACUGUAUUAGGAUUCAAUGCAAAAAAAACCAACCCAAAACAUGCAAACAUUUCUCACACAAAGAACAAAACAUUCAGUAUGAUACAGGUUUAUGGUUUCAGGGUUGAUGUUUAGUUUGUGAUUAUCAAUAAGUGAUCGUCUGAACACAGCGGUGAUUUAUUUUAUUAGCUCAUUUAAACACCAGCUCUACAGAGUUGGUAUGUUGGGUGUCUUUUUUUUCCAACUGAACCAAAACAUCUCAAAUUCUGCAGCACAUCUGCAUGUUACGGUUGUCAUAGUCAAGCUAGCAUAACUGACCUACUUCCCUCUUCCUUGCUAUUUUUUCUUUGACCUUGUUAUAUAGAUGUCAUGUUAACAAUUAUUAGCAAAGCACUGUAUCCCAUUUUCUUUUAUAGCCUAUAUCAUGCGUACAUUUAAAAUUUAGCGUGUUAUGUUGACAACUUUUGCGACUGACUGGCGACCUGUCCAGGGUGUACCCCACCUCUCACCCGAAACGUUCGCUGGAGAUCGGCACCAGCACCCCUCCUGACCGCUCUAAGGACAAGGGUGUACAGAAAAUGGAUGGAUGGAUGUUGACAACUUGACAGCUAAAACUAAUGCUAGUUGUUGUUAGCGAACAGGUUUUUCCCCUCCAGUAGGGAGAUGGAGGGCAGGAUCUUGUGCGCAUGACGUCACAUUGCAACAAGGCAGUUCUAAGUACUUCACACCAUAAACUUAUGAAAAGGUAUUAGCCAAUUAUGAAACAAGCAAGAAGUAUUAAAUUAAAAAAACAAACAAACAUCCUAUAUGUUGUGUGACGAUCGUCUGUCUCCCAUUUUUGUCAUCGCUUUUGAGCCAGGCAUGACAAAUGGGGGCUUGUCCGGGAUUUGAACCCACGACCUCUCGUGGGUCUUUGCAGUCCACACUGCAGAGGCACAAAAUCACUCCAAAUAUUUCUAGUGAAUCUUUGUGCACUUGCAAUAAGACAAAAAAUAACUUGCAAGUCACUUUGUAGCAAGAUAAAGGAGCUUGUUUUAAGUAAAUAAUUCGCAAAUAUUGAAAAACAAUACCAGUUCUACUUGCAGAUAUUUUUUUACUUAUAACAUUUAUUAUAAAAUAAGUGAUAAACAGUGCAGUAGAAUCUGCAGGUUGAUCAGCUCCAAUAUGAAACUUUUCUGAUGCUUCUGUGUGUUUCACAUAGAAAUAUCUGUGAUAUUGUUUUGCGGUGAUCAUGAGUUUAGAAAAAACAGGUUUGACUAUUUUUUCCAACCCAAUUGUUUACAUUUAAGAGAAGAAGCAGUUCCAAAGGAACAUUAUUCACUUUUAAGAUAUUCUCUAACAAGCAUUGACAGAUUUCUAAAUAAACCGUUUCUCCCUUUAAUUGAUCUCCGAUUGGUUUUUGACAAUCUCAAGAACUAAAUCUGUUGAAUUUCAUCUCAUGUAGUUCUUCUGCAACCAUCUUUAUAUAUGCAAAAUGUAAAGUUCCUAUUGGCCCGUAUCUGUACCUCGAUAGAUGCAUUGUUUGAAGUAAGCUGGUGCCAGUUUAACCAGUUUAAACAUGUUUGCAGGCUGUGGCGCUACUCCACUUUUUCAGCUUUUAAACUCCAGCUAAUCCUUCCUUUACACCAAUAAUCUUUUUCCACUGAAUAUUGUUCUUAUCUUCAAGCACUGUUGAGUUUUAUGUUUUUUUAAUCGCAUGAUUUUCUUUAGAAAGAGACCUCAUGACUUGUCUGAAACUCAGACUCUCACAGGGACUUCAUUCUUUUGCUGCAUGGUUUUUUUUUUCUACUAGAAAGUUGGUUGUAAAACAAUGUACAGUUCAUGAGACAAGAUGAUGCACAAUAAACGGUUCCCAAGACUUUAAAGAAAACUUGAAAUUCCCAGUUUGUGUUUAUGAAGUUGAGUAAAGAGUGAAAAUAACAAAUCAAUAGUUCAGUCCAGGUUUGACUUUAAGCACUCUAAGAGCAUCUUUUUUUUUCUUGCAAAAAAGUAAGCAUUCUAAUAUUUGUAAGUAUAUUUUUAAACACAAAUGCUUAGAAAAAACUCUGUUCAGUGAAGAAUAAUGUUGUCCAGCUUUGGUAAGUUUAAGUAUGUUAGAUUUUGUUGUAGAAAUGUUGAAAUAGCAUCUUUGUUAUUUAAAACUGGCCCUUUAUGUCAGCUACAAAUCAGAUGCCAACUUCAGAAUUAUGUCCACAGACUAAAACGAAACAAUGAAAUUAUUAUUUUAUUGUGUUUUCACCAAUAUAGUACAACUUUCACGUAACAUAAAUUGCAUUUUAAGACUUUAAUUUUGUAACUAAUUUAGUUUAGGUCUGACAAAUGAAGCCUAGGCGCAAGUUCAAGCUGGAAGACUUCCGCUCCACCCAUUCCAUCUAAUUACUGCGUCAUCUUCAUCACUGGACCUCGACCCGCCUUCUCCAAUCUUCAAUCAAGCUCUGUUAAAAGGCUCCACACCCACGCCGCCAGUUGCUUUCCAGCUUUGCUCAAGUUGGUACGCGUUCGUCAUGUCUGACUUCGAGUCCGAUAUCCCUCCUGGUUCUCCGGUCGCCUCUCGUGAGGGUCCGGCUCCCCCCUCCUCCUCUCCCGUCCGCCGCAGCUCUCGUUUGGCCAUGCGCCCGGACCACCUCUCCCCAGCUUCUUUCCUUAAAUCCAAAGGCGUCUCCCUCGCCGCUGGCCUUCAAUCUCCGCAGGUUGCCUCUCUCGCUGCCCUCAUGCCGUUCAUCGACACCUCUCCGCCCUAUAUUCCUCCGUCUCCCCCUGCUCCCCCUUCAUCAGUCAGCGGGAAAAGAUCCUGCAAGUCCGUCGCUCCUCCAGCCAAGCGACGCAAGGGCCGCCCCCCCUCCUCUCAGUUGUCCUCUUGUUUACCUGGGCCUCCUUCAGCUCCACCGCCAAAUCCUAAUCCUCCUCCUAACGCUCCCGUCGUACCUCCAGAAGCCCCCGGUCCCUCCUCAGGUCCCCACUCUCUGCCUCCCCUCCCCCCCUCUUCUGACCUGGUCCUUGCGUCCUCUCUCGUCGCAUCCAUGGAUUCUCUUCAGCGUUCCGUAUCAGCGCUGUCCUACCAGCUUCAACACGGUGCUUCUAACUUCGCGGUGGCGUCCUCAAUCCCUUUCUCUGCCGCUCCAGUUGCCCCUCCUCCCUCUCUUCAGCCACCUCCAACGGUGUUCACCCUCGCUAACGCCCGGCCUGCGCCGCCUUCAGGUGCGGCUUAUACGCCUUUGCACGCCAACAUCUCUCCCAGACUGCGCUCAAAGAUACUGCAAGGACAGUACAUCAAUUUAGCUUCCAUUCUCCUUCCCUCUCCCGUAGUCGACCAAAGUAUUGCUUCAUCCGAUCAAUUUUCAGCAAUCAUUAAAUCUUCGGAUCCCCGCCUAGCGAAAGAUUUGUCUAUCGGGCAGUUCCUAGCCGCAUUCAGUGUCUUUAGGGAUGUCAUCUGUUCAGUUUACCCUGAGCGCAGAAUAGAUUUGGAUGCAUAUUUGGCAUUGAUCGCUGAUCUUCAUUUGCAAUAUGGUCGAUCUCUAUUUUAUCAAUAUCACAAAGCUUUCGCUACCAAAGCUGCCGCCGUCCUCUCCCGCUCUGGUCUGAAUCUCAACUGGUCUACUCUGGAUACGGAGAUUCUCAUCAUGCUUACCCAAGCUGUUUCAUGCCACCUGUGCGGCAUUUCGGGCCAUCUUAGCGCCUUCUGCCCAUCUCUCCCAUUUAAGCCAGGUCCUCCCGCCGCGGCUUCUCCGCCAUCUCUUCUCAGAAUCCCGUCGCAAGAUCGUCACGGCAGACAGGUGCAGGUUCAUAAUAACAUGCCUAUCUGCAAUAACUUUAAUGAAGGUGUCUGUUCAUUUCCCAAAUGUGCUUUCCUUCACAUCUGUAGUUUCUGCAGGGACGCUCAUCCCAAGUCCGUCUGCCCCCGCCGCACCUUUCCCAGCAGAAACCGUCGAGGUUUCAGGAAUUAGUUUUCCAAUUUCUUUCGACUCCCAUUCUAGUUCCCGAAUUGGCUUUCCUUUUACAGUAUCAUCCCGAUCAAUCAUUCGUUAAUUUCCUAAUCACUGGUCUCUCCCAGGGUUUUUUCAUAGGUAUACCUCAUCCCCCCGCUUCUUCUAUAGUCAUUCCAAAUCUCCAAUCAGCGCUGUUAGAUCCGAGCGCCGUCUCCCACUUAUUACAGAAAGAGGUGUCUAAAGGUUACGUCAUCGGCCCCUGCGUUUCCCCUCCCUUCUCCCUCUUUCGCGUCAAUCCCCUCGGAGUCGCGAUCCGCAAAUAUUCAGGGAAAAAACGUUUGAUUCUUGAUCUGUCUGCGCCUCAUUCUGGUUCCCACCCUAGCAUUAAUAGCCUUAUUCCGAAGCCACCCUUUUCACUCUUUUAUGCCACAGUAGAUCAUGCCAUAGCGUUAAUAAAGAAAGCCGGUCCAGGAGCGUGGCUGGCCAAAGCCGACAUUACUGACGCUUUUAAGAUCUUGCCCGUGCAUCCCUCGCAGUGGCACCUGCUGGGUGCUAAAUGGGACGAAAAAUUUUAUUUCUUUGUCCGUCUGACUUUUGGAUGCAGGAGCAGCCCCAGUCUCUUUAAUUCAUUUUCUGAAGCUCUCUGCUGGAUUUUGCUAAAUGUUGUCAAACUUCCCUCCGUGCUCCACCUCCUUGAUGACUUUCUGCUUAUAGAUCCGCCCCACCCUUUUCCCCGUUCGCUCAGCAAAUUGAAAGACCUUUUUCUCCGCGUCGGCGUUCCCCUCUCCGAGGAGAAAACUGUUGGUCCGCGAAAAAAAUUAGACUUUCUCGGCAUCUCUCUGGACUCGGUAAAAAUGGUUGCUUCGCUGCCAGCCGAUAAAUUAGCUCGCAUUCGUGAAAUCUCCCAAGCUUAUCUUUCAUCCCCGACUCUUUCCAAGCGCCAGCUUCUCUCGCUGCUCGGGCAUCUUAACUUCGCCAUGCGCAUAAUCCCUCAAGGUCGCUCUUUUAUCUCCAGGUUGCUCGACCUCGCUAAUUCAGUUCCCUCUCUAUUCGAUCGAAUCGUUUUGGAUGACGGCUGCCGCUCUGAUCUCGUUUUUUGGUCCUCUCUGCUUAACUCCUGGAACGGCAUUUCUUUUUUCUAUGAUGACGUCAUCCUCUCCGCUGAUUCCGCCCAGUUUUACACCGAUGCUGCUCCUUCCGCAGGAUACGGGGGCUUUUUUCAGGGCAGCUGGUUCGCUGAGAAAUGGCCUCUUUCGGUUCCUCGGUCAGAAUCUUCGGCUUUUUAUGAAAUAGUCCCCAUUGCUACAGCAUGCUGCCUCUGGGGAAACCAGUGGAAACGCAAGCACAUUGUCGCAUUUUGCGAUAAUGCCGCAGUUGUAGAAGCUAUUAGUAAAGGCCGCUCUUCUUCCAAGUCUAUUAUGCCUUUUCUUCGUCGUAUUACAUGGCAAUCCGUGAUCAACAAUUUCAUCCUCUCUGCGCGUCACAUUCCAGGUCAUUCUAACGCCAUUGCCGAUGCUCUGUCUCGUCUUCAAUUUCAGACCUUUCGUCGCCUCUGCCCUUCAGCCGACCUCCUCCCGACGCCUGUUCCCUCCUUCGACAACCUCAUCCUGAAUUAAUCUCCCCUUCUCUUUUACCCUUGCUCCAGUUGGCUAACUUUUACAUUAAAAAUGGCCUCGCUCAUUCUACGUUCAAAUCUUACACCUUCGCCUGGCACAAGUUUGCAAACUUCUGCUCUGUUCACAAGACCCCACUUUAUCCCGUUCAAGUUAGCUCAGUCAUCGCUUUCAUUACCCAUUGCUUCGUUCAUCUUAAUCUGAAGCCCUCUUAUAUCCGCAGUCUCGUCGCAGGUAUAAAUUUUUUCUCCCAACUUUCCCAGUCUUCCUCUUCUGUUAGCUUUUUUCGUGACAAUGUUAUAAAGCUUCUGUUAAAGGGUAUUUCUAACGUUCGUCCUUCCCUCCCAGAUAGUAGAAAACCUAUCACCCUUCCCAUUCUCAUUAAGUUACUCAAUGCCCUUCGACUCAGUUCCUACUCUCCUUAUCUCCAGAGCCUCCUCUCGAGUUCGUUUCUUUUAGCUUUUUAUGGGCUCCUUCGUCUAAGCGAGUUCACGUCCCCAAAUACCACAUUCAUCCCUUCUAGAGACUUAGCGGUUUCUGACCUCAGUUUCCACGUUAAUUAUUACAGCUUAUCCCUCAAGCAUACUAAAUCUAAAGGCGCAUGCACCAUCGUCAUAGCUCGUACCGAUGGUCCGUUCUGCCCUUUUUUAGCCAUGUUCAAAUUCGCGCUCUUAAGACACAAAUUGAGUUUUUCCCCCGAACCCCUGUUCCUAACCCCCGAAGGUUUCCCCAUGUCCUCGGCCUGGUUCCUAAAGCACCUGAAGCUACUUCUAGCCGCAUCCAACCUCCCUCCUAGCCAAUUCUCAGGCCACUCCUUUAGAAUAGGAGCGGCUACAUCCGCAGCCGCGCAGGGUAUUCCCACGUCAACCCUCCAGCAACUCGGCCGAUGGUCGUCUUCAGCUUUCGCAUCCUACAUUCGUCCAGACCUCUUAGCCGUUCUCGCAGCUCAACGGUCUCUCAGUGCCUAGGUUCCAUUUCAAGCAAUCCCACCUCUUGUCCCUGCCGGCUACCAACUUUAUCCGCCUAACGCCGCAUCAUGUCAGUAACCCCUCAGCUGGCCUACAUCUACCAGCCCAACUUCGCGUCACGCCAAUAACACCCCAGCUGGCCUUCAUCUACCAGCCCGACUCCACACCAGUCUCUCCAGAUUGAAAUGAAGCCUAGGCGCAAGUUCAAGCUGGAAGACUUCCGCUCCACCCAUUCCAUCUAAUUACUGCGUCAUCUUCAUCACUGGACCUCGACCCGCCUUCUCCAAUCUUCAAUCAAGCUCUGUUAAAAGGCUCCACACCCACGCCGCCAGUUGCUUUCCAGCUUUGCUCAACCCACCUCCUCCCCUUCUCCACCAGCAUUUCAAGUCGUCAUCUUUCCCAACCUCCACCACCAGUGUCGGGCCCCGGGGGAGUAUCCCUAUUCAGCGUUGAUGGGCUCAUCUGAAUUCGCCGGAAUUCACUGCUCAAAUCUCCAGCCGGGGCCCGAGCGCCAAAGAAUUGUUAUUCAUCUUUUGUCAAUAAAUUUCCUAAUUGUU